AUGACGAUUCAUGAUGAUGUUCGUGAAGAAUUGGGGUUUGAAUCUGUUGUUGUUACAAUGAUUGAUGUCGCGAUGAAGAUGAUGGAUAUUGAAGAUUGGAGUAACAGGGAAUGUUACGGAUUGAAACAGAAGGUUGAUAUCGAAGAUGAAGAUGCGGUGCCGAAAUAUUGCAAGUUCCACGAAGAUUCGCAAAUGAUGAUGAUGAAUAUCUUGUUUCAGAAUGGAGAAAAGUUAGUUACGCUCGAUCCCAUCCAAGCCCUUGAUUCUGCUAGUUGGGCUGAACUGGUUUCUUUUUGUAUUUGUUGUGAACAGGACAACAAAUUGAAUGAAGGCUUGAGCGAGCUUGACAAAGGCAUGACAUUGAAGGCAGAAUCAUGGAGUAAUGGCAAGAAUUUUAAGGCUAUGAUGAAGCUUAGAAUAAGGAACAACAUGAUUAAGCAUUAG
This is a messenger RNA of Vicia faba (fava bean), 444 nucleotides long. The record is from the annotation of a GenBank genome assembly. Lineage: Eukaryota; Viridiplantae; Streptophyta; Magnoliopsida; Fabales; Fabaceae.